Daktulosphaira vitifoliae (grape phylloxera) is the source of this 690-nucleotide messenger RNA. RefSeq lists its product as uncharacterized. The record is from RefSeq and is a predicted model, not a curated record. NCBI's taxonomy places the organism in Eukaryota, Metazoa, Arthropoda, Insecta, Hemiptera, Phylloxeridae. Bases 1 to 690 code for a protein of 229 amino acids. The transcript has 3 exons.
AUGAUCAAGCUAUGUAUGGAUAAAACGAGAUGUAAAACCGGACUCCGACAGAGAGAUGCAUUAUCUCCAGUGCUUUUUAAUAUAGCACUGGAAACGUUAGUAAAGAAAACGAAGAACAAGUUUGAUGGGUUAAACUUGGAAGAUAACAUAAGACAAUGCGGUAUUUUAGCGUAUGCAGAUGAUAUUAUCAUAUUAGAAUCAAAUAAACAAGAAGUCAUAAUGGGCACUAAGGAACUAAUAAAAAAUAGUAAAGACAUCGGAUUACAAAUCAACGAAUCAAAGACUAAAUAUAUGGUAACAUCAAGACGAGAAAACUAUGGAGAACAUUUAGAAGUUGAGAAUUUUAAAAGAAUAUAUGGGCCAAUAAGAAAUAAUAUCACACAACAAUAUGAAAGUAGAAGUAACAUAGAAUUACAACAACUGUGUAAAGAACCAGACAUAGUAGCAGUAUUACGUUAUAGAAGAAUCACAUGGGCUGGCCACGUAUGGAGGUCAAAUAGCCUAAUGAAAGCGGUAUUAAAAUGGAAACCCAGUGGGGAAAGACCAUUAGGCAGACCAAAACAAAGAUGGAUAGAUAAAGUAAAAAAGACUUUAGAAGAAAUUGGAAUAGAAGAUAUGGAAACAGAGGCAAAGAAUAAAGAUAAAUGGAGGCAAAUCUGUGUUGUGGUAAUGGGCCUCAAUGGCCUUUGA